AUGUCGAUUGAGCAUGAAAUGAACAUCGAAAAUUUAAUAUCAUUAGUCCAAGAACGUCAGUCGCUUUAUGAUUACAAACACAAACAUUAUAGCAACAGAAACAUACAAGAACAAUUAUGGACAGAAAUAUCGGAUAUUCUAAAAAUACCAGCUAAUGAAUGCAAGGCAAAAUGGACCACGCUUCGAAAUUCAUUUUCAAGGCAGCUGCGUGAACAAAAAAAAUUGCCAUCUGGGUCCGGAGCAUCAUCAAGAAAAAGAAAAUGGUAUUUGUUUGAUAAUAUGUUGUUUCUCUCUGAUUACGUGUUGCAACACAAAAAAAUGGAAAGCAAUUUGAAUAGUUCCCAUAUAGAUAACUUAGAAAACGAUAGUUUCGUUGAAGAAUCUAUAGUGCUAGAUACUGAACAAAAUGUAGAAACAGUUGAACAAGAAGUGAUUUCACAAACAAUAGUUAAUGAAGAUGCAGAAAAUGAAAAAUCUAAUAAUGAACCAUUAUUUAAAAAACCAAGAACAAACAAAAAAAUGUUACCCAGUGAAAGAGUGGUGGAACCAAUGUUGGAAUUUCUAAAGACAAGAACUCAACCAAAAAAAAAUAAUGAGGAUACACCUGAACUUUCUUUUUUUAAAAGUAUUAUUCCAGAUUUUUUAAAAUUAAAUAAUAAAAAUCAACGUCAAUUCAAAAAAAUUGUAUUAAAUACCAUUGAUCAGCUUCUCGACAGCCAAGAAACGUCGUAUGAAAUGCCAAGAUACAAUAAUGCGCCACAUUCUAAUAUUAUACCUCAUUUAUCACCAGAUCAGCAGUUAAAUGCAAAUCAACAACCACAGCAAUUUAAUGCAAUUCAGUACAUUGCGAGUUCUCCAGAUUUCUCCUCGUCGGAUAGUUCAAGUUCUUAUAUUUUACAUUGA
Messenger RNA from Metopolophium dirhodum (rose-grain aphid), 903 nucleotides. RefSeq lists its product as uncharacterized. The transcript is spliced from 2 exons. Gene Ontology annotation, biological process: regulation of transcription by RNA polymerase II. NCBI's taxonomy places the organism in Eukaryota, Metazoa, Arthropoda, Insecta, Hemiptera, Aphididae. The coding region runs from base 1 to 903 and encodes 300 amino acids. Gene Ontology annotation, cellular component: transcription regulator complex; nucleus. The record is from RefSeq and is a predicted model, not a curated record.